UCAACAUCUCAAACACAAUCACCAAUUAUUUAUAAUCUUCUCAUCUCGACUUAGCUAUAUCUACCGCUUCCUAAAUGGCCGCCGCCCUCGCUUUCUCGAUGCUAACCAUUUACUUGGCCGCCGCCGCUCUUUCUCCCUCUUUACUGGCGGCGUCAGCAGCUGUAAAGAAGUACAGCGUGAGCACCUACGGCGCCAAGGCGGAUGGGAAAACAGACUCCACCAGCGCUUUCCUCUCGGCCUGGAACAAAGCCUGUAGCUCUCCCUCCCCGUCCACCGUCUACGUGCCGCCGGGGAGAUUCUAUCUCAAGAACGUGGCGUUUCAGGGUCCUUGCAAGACCAACUCGAUCAUGUUCCGGAUAGAUGGCACCCUCGUUGCACCGUCAGAUUACUCCGUCAUUGCGAAGAUUGGGAAUUGGAUCAUGUUCCGUCACGUUAACGGCGUUACCAUCUCCGGCGGGACACUCGACGGCCAGGGCGCUUCUCUCUGGUCCUGCAAGGCCGCAGGCAAGAGCUGCCCUGACGGCGCCAGGAAUUUGGAAUUCAGCAAUUCCCAGAAUGUCCAGAUCAACGGGCUUGCGUCGGUGAACAGCCAGCUGUUCCACAUCGUGAUCAACGGCUGCCAGAACGUGAAAGUUCAGGGAGUGAAAGUAACCGCCGCCGGCGACAGUCCCAACACCGACGGGAUCCACGUGCAGUCAUCCGCCGGAGUGACGAUCCUUAAUUCAAGGAUCGGGACUGGUGACGACUGCAUCUCGAUUGGGCCUGGCACCACCAACCUGUGGAUCGAGAACAUCUCGUGUGGGCCGGGCCACGGGAUCAGCAUCGGAAGCCUGGGGAAACAGCUCCACGAGGCCGGAGUCCAGAACGUGACGGUUAAGACGGUUACUUUCACGGGGACUCAAAACGGGCUGAGGAUCAAGUCGUGGGGCCGGCCCAGCACCGGGUUCGCCAGGGGGAUAUUGUUCCAGCACGCCGUUAUGAAUAACGUCCAGAACCCGAUCGUGAUCGACCAGAACUACUGCCCGGGAGAGAAGGGCUGCCCCGGUCAGGCUUCCGGCGUCAAAGUCAGCGAUGUGACGUACCAGGACGUCCAUGGCUCGUCGAGGACGGAAGUUGCCGUUAAAUUUGCUUGUAGUAAGUCGAAUCCAUGCACGGGGAUCAGGCUGGACGGCGUCAAGCUUACUUAUGACAAUCAGGCGGCGGACUCGUCGUGUCAGAAUGCCGACGGGACGGCUUCUGGAGUGGUUCAGCCCAGUAGCUGCUUGUAGAUGAUGCAUGCAAAUGGAGCUUCGUAUAAUAAUUUAGUAUUGCUGCAGGGUAUAUAGAUAGACAUUUAAAUGGGGAAAUAAUUAUAUUCUUCUGUGUGGGAAUAUUCCCCGAGAGACAAGGAUAUAGAUGUUAUUAGAUAAAACUAAUCACAUGCAAAUGAUUGACAAAUUAGAGCCUGCGGCCAUUGCGGCAAUCCAUAUGAUCAAUUGCUAGGAGGCGACCUCAUCCAUGUUCAGAAGGUUCAUGUGAUGGGUAUGGGUUUGAAAUUUAUGUAUGAGAUUAAUGGAAGAAGGAUAAAUAAAUGUCUUUUCA
Messenger RNA from Linum trigynum, 1581 nucleotides. The record is from the annotation of a GenBank genome assembly. NCBI's taxonomy places the organism in Eukaryota, Viridiplantae, Streptophyta, Magnoliopsida, Malpighiales, Linaceae.